AUGGCGAGGGGCGGCCGCGGCGCUUCGGACCGCGCUCCGCGGGGCCCCCGCGCCCGCCGCCCCCCGCCCCCCGCCCGCGGCACCGCCCGCAGCGCGCCCCGCCCCCCCCCGCGGCCCCGCGCCCGCCCCGCGCCCGGCACCGCCACCCGCACCCGCACCCACCAGCACCGGCACCCACACCCGCACCCACCAGCACCGGCACCGCCACCCGCACCCACCAGCACCGGCACCCACACCCGCACCGGCACCCACACCCGCACCCGCACCCGCACCCACCAGCACCGGCACCCACACCCGCACCCACCAGCACCGGCACCCACACCCGCACCCGCACCCACCAGCACCGGCACCGCCACCCGCACCCACCAGCACCGGCACCCACACCCGCACCCGCACCCACCAGCACCGGCACCCGCACCCGCACCCACUGCCACCCGCACCGCCACCCGCACCCGCACCCACCAGCACCGGCACCCACACCCGCACCCGCACCCACCAGCACCGCCACCCGCACCCGCACCCACCAGCACCGGCACCCACACCCGCACCCACCAGCACCGGCACCCGCAUCCGCACCCACCAGCACCGGCACCCACACCCGCCCCCACACCCGCACUCACCAGCACCCGCACCGGCACCACCAUCCACACCCACACCCGCACCCAUCGGCACCUGCACCCACCGGCACCCAUACCCGCACCCACUGGCACCCACACCCAUCGGCACUCACACCAGCACCGGCACCCGCACCGGCACCCACACUGGCACCGCCAUCCACCCCGCACCCACUGGCACCCACACCGCCACCCACACACACUGCCAACCUGUACCCCCACCAGCACCCACACCAGCACCAGCCCCCGUGGGGACCGGCUGCUCUGGGCUCCUGUGAUCACUGGGCACUGA
Colius striatus (speckled mousebird) is the source of this 906-nucleotide messenger RNA. RefSeq lists its product as uncharacterized. The record is from RefSeq and is a predicted model, not a curated record. The transcript has a single exon. The coding region runs from base 1 to 906 and encodes 301 amino acids. Lineage: Eukaryota; Metazoa; Chordata; Aves; Coliiformes; Coliidae.